Closterium sp. NIES-65 is the source of this 2262-nucleotide messenger RNA. Lineage: Eukaryota; Viridiplantae; Streptophyta; Zygnematophyceae; Desmidiales; Closteriaceae. The record is from the annotation of a GenBank genome assembly.
AUGUGCAGGUCAAUAAGCGCAGCGGUGAACAUCAUCCACGACUGCGACGAGACUUUCAACUACUGGGAGCCUCUGCACUACCUCCUGCACGAAUCCGGGUUCCAGACAUGGGAAUACAGCUCUGCAUUCGCCCUUCGCUCCUACCUCUACCUCUUCUUUCACGCCCUCAUCGCCCUGCCAGUCACUCUCUUUUUUGGCAACGGUACGGUUAACGCCUUCUACACUGUCCGCCUGGCCCUGGCUGUUCCCUCUGCUGCAUCAGAGGCAUCUCUGCUCGUGGCUGUGGCUGCUGCCCUUCACAAGGCCACUCAGGCCCCCUCCCUACCCUCCUUCCUCCCCAUAACCUCCCUUCCUACCUUCCCCACCUCAGUUAACGCCUUCUAUGCUGUUCGCCUGGCCCUGGCUGUUCUCUCUGCCGCUUCAGAGGCAUCUCUGCCCGUGGCUGUUACUGCUGCCCUUCACAAGCCCACUCAGGCUUCUGUUCUCUCCUCCUGCCCCCUUCCCGUCACUCCUUUGUACUCUUCCCCAUCGCAGGCUAACGCCUUCUACACUGUCCGCCUGGCCCUGGCUGUUCUCUCUGCUGCCUCAGAGGCAUCUCUACUCGUAGCCGUUGCAACAGCCCUUCACAAGGCCACCAGUGCUGGCAGUGCCAGUAGCAGCAGCAGUGGAACGAGGGAAGAUAAGGAGAAAGGGAAGGAGGAGGAGAAGGAGAAGGCGAAGCGAGAGAGGGCGGUCCCAGCAGGGAUUGGGGAGCGAGUGGGUGUGUGCGGGUUGCUGCUCCUCUGCUUCUGCUCUGGCAACUUUCUCGCCUCCACAACCUUCCUCCCCAGCACUUUCAGCAUGUAUGCAAUCACGUGGGCCACGUCUCUGACCAUCCAAGGCCGCCCCGCAGCAGCAACAGCGGCAGCAGCAGCAGGCGUGCUGCUGGGGUGGCCCUUUGCAGGCCUGGCAGCCCUGCCGCUGGUGCUGCACGGGAUGAUCACUGGUGGUUUUGUGAAGGUCGUUGCAUCCGGUGCAAUCACCACUGUACUCGUCUCAGUAAGUGGGUUCGAGAUCAUUGCUUCUGGUGCUGCUGGGGUGGCCCUUUGCGGGCCUGGCAGCCCUGCCGCUGGUGCUGCACGGGAUGAUCACUGGAGCCUUUGUGAAGGUGGUCGUGUCUGGUGCUCUCACCACUCUUCUCGUCUUAGUAAGUGGGUACCGGCUGAUCGAGCCCUCUCCCUGUGUUUCGAUCGCCUGUACUACGGCCCGUGGACCUCCUCUGUGUUCAACCUAAUCCGCUAUAACGUGUUUGGAGGGGGGGACGGUGUGGACUCGGCGGCACUCUACCUCCGCAACGGCCUCAACAACUUCUCCCUCGCCCUCCCCCUUGCGCUCAUCCUCCCUCUGCUGCUGCCUCCCUCCCUCCCCUCCCCCGACUCACUCCCCCCCUCCCUCCCUCCACUCUCUCCUCUUGUACCCAUCCAGGCCCUCUCUCUGUGUUUCGAUCGCCUGUACUACGGCCAGUGGACCUCCUCUGUGUUCAACCUAAUCCGCUACAACGUGUUUGGAGGGGGGGACGGUGCGGGCAGCACGCUGUACGGAGUGGAGGAGCCACUCUUCUACCUCCGCAACGGCCUCAACAACUUCACCCUCGCCCUCCCCCUCGUGCUGCUCCCUCCCUCCCUCCCUCCACUCCCUCCCCCUGUCCUCCAGGCCCUCUCUCUCCGGCAGCAGGAGCAGCAGCACGCUGUACGGAGCACUCUCUCUGUGUUUCGAUCGCCAGUGGACCUCCUCAGAGAGAGAGAGCACAGAGGAGGUCCACUCUCUCUGUAUUAUGGCCAGUGGACCUCCUCUGUGCUCAACCUCGUGCGGUACAAUGUGUUUGGAGGAGGAGACGGUGCGGGCCUUUCCCUGUGUUUUGACCGUCUUUAUUACGGCCAAUGGACCUCCUCUGUGUUCAACCUAAUCCGCUACAACGUGUUUGGAGGGGGGGACGGUGCGGGCAGCACGCUGUACGGAGUGGAGGGUCCCCUCUUCUACCUCCGCAACGGGCUCAACAACUUCACCCUCGCCCUCCCCCUCGCGCUGCUCCUCCCGCUGCUGCUGCUGAUUGCAUGCUUUGCGUCGUCGCCGUUUCGGGGGCAAGGGAGGGGUGAACGGGGAGGGGUGGAGAGGGGUGGAAAGGGGUUUGUGGGGUGGAAAGAGGUGGUGACGCUGCUGCUGCUGCCUGUGGUCAUCUGGGUUGGAUUCAUGUCCCUUCAGCCACACAAGGAGGAGCGGUGA